CGACGGGUAACGCGGUAAGAUGGCGGCGCUGGUGGCGGCGGAGGCCGCGGCGCUCCCGGGCCCGGCGGAGGCGGCCGAGCCGGCCGAGGCGGCGGAGCUGAGCCGCGCCCUGAGCCGCCUGCUGCCCGGGCUGGAGGCCGACAGCAAGCUGGGCCGGCGGCGCGCGCUCGAGGCGCUGCAGCGCGCCCUGGAGGCGGCGCGGCCCGAGGCGCCCGCCGCCGACCCCGCCGCCUUCCAGGGUCCCUGGGCGCGCCUGCUGCUGCCGCGCCUGCUGCGCUGCCUGGCCGACCCGGCCGAGGGCUGCCGCGCGCUGGCCGUGCACCUGUUAGGCCUAGGCCUGCGGCGCGCCGCGCGGCCCCGCGACGCCCUGCCACGCCUGCUGCCCGCGCUCGCCGCGCGCCUGGCCGGCCCCGACCCCACGCGCCGCCCGCCGCCCGAGGCCUGCGAGGAGCUGCGCCUGGCGCUCGUGCAGCUGCUGCGCGUGGCCGUGGACCUGGGCGGCGCCGCGCUCGCGCCCCACCUGGACGACGCGGUGCGCGCACUGCGCUGCGCGCUGCUCGACCCCUUCGCCGCCGUGCGCCGCGAGAGCUGCGAGUGCGCCGCGGGGCUGGCGCGCGCCACGCCAGACCACUUCCACAUGCAGUCCGAGUCUCUGAUCGGCCCCCUGAUGCAGAGCAUCUCGCACCAGCACUGGAAGGUCCGCGUGGCCGUCAUCGAGGCCACGGGCACGGUGAUCCAGUUCGGCAGCGGGAAGUCGGUGGACGACGUGCUCCCUCACUUUGCUCAGCGGCUCUUCGAUGACGUCCCCCAGGUCCGGCAGGCGGUGACCCGUGUGGUGGGCGGCUGGCUGCUGGCGCUGCGGGACCGGUACUCCUUCUUCCACAAGCUCAUCCCCCUGCUGCUCAGCAGCCUCGACGACGAGAUGCCGCACAUCGUGCAGGAGGCCGCCAGCCUCUGGGAGGAGGCCGGCCUGCAGUGGCAGAAGGAGAACGAGGAGGACCUCAAGGACAAGCUCGACUUCGCCUCCCCCCCACCUGCCCAUCACCCCUCGCCAGAGACGCGCCCAGGGCUGGGCUGUCGGGAGCUCGUCUUCAGAAACCUCUCCAAGAUCCUUCCCGCCAUCUGCCACGACGUCACGGACUGGGUGGCGGGGACCAGGGUGAAGGCCGCGCGGCUGCUGGCGGUGCUGCUGCUGCACGCCGAGGACCACGCCACGCAGCACCUGGAGGUCCUGCUGCGGACCCUGCUGCUGGCCUGCGCCGACGAGGAGGCCGCCGUGGUCAGCAGCUGCACCCGGUCCGCAGAGCUGAUCGGGACGUUCGUCAGCCCAGAAGUGUUUCUGAAGCUGCUCUGGCCGAUGCUGAAGAAGUCGCCCUCCGCCUCCGGCCUCCUGGUCCUCGCCGCGCUCAUCCGGGGCUGCCCGAGGGAAGCCCUGCGGCUGCACCUGAAGGCCAUCACCACGGAGCUGGCCGGGGAGCGCAUCCGUCAAGGCUCGGAGAACCUGCGCUACGGGGAGCACCUGCUGCGGUGCGUGCAGGCGGCGGUGUCCACGUGUGGGGAGGACUGCCGGGGCUGCGGCCUGCAGCUCAUGCAAGUGCUGGUGACCGUGAUGGCGCUCCCGGGGGCCUCGGGCCUCAGCGACCAGAUUCAGGAGACCGAGGCCGCGCUGGCCGCGGUGGAGAGCAGUGGCGACGGCCAGGACCUCUACCGCCAGCACGUGGGCCCCCUCCUGGAGUGGCUGGGCGGCUCCCAGCGGGGCUGGACGGCGCACUCCCCGGAGCUCCUGCAGUUCGGCACGCUGGUCGCCCACGCAGGCCCUGCCCUCGGAGAAGCACUGCCCCACCUGGUCCCCGUCCUCCGGAGCUGCCUGCAGCCGGACAGGGACCCCCAGAUGCGCCUGAGGCUCCUCUCCGUCCUGUCCCGGGCGCUGCUGAACGCAAAGGAGACCGUGGACUCCCAAGGGCAGCUGCACCGCUACCUCGACACCGUGGUCACGGACAUCCUGGUCCCCAGCCUGCAGUGGCGCGCGGGGAGGACGGCCGCGGCCAUCCGCACGGCCGCCGUGUCCUGCCUCUGGGCCCUCAUCAGCAGCGAGGUCCUGUCGGCCUCACAGGUGGAGGACGUGCGGGAGACGCUGCUGCCCCCGGUCCUGACCGCCCUGGAAGAAGAUUCCCAGAUGACCCGACUGACCUCCUGCCGAAUCGUUAGCACGUUUUUAAAAUCCUCUGGUGGUGCGACUGAGCCAGAUAAAUUCAUCAAGAUUUAUCCUGAACUCCUGAAACGGCUGGACGACGUUUCCACUGAAGUGAGGCUGGCGGCCGCCUCGGCCCUGGCCGUCUGGCUGGAGCGCAUCAGGAAGGACGGCGCCGAGGCCUGUUACCAGCGUGACGUGCAGCACCUGUACAAGGAGCUCCUCGUGUACCUGGACGACCCCGACAGCGCCGUGCAGGACGCCGUCUUGGAGGUGCUCCAGGCGGGCAGCGUCCUGUUCCCCGACCUCCUGGUGCGAGAGACCGAGGCCGUCGUGCACAAGCACCGCUCCCCCACCCGCUGCGAGCGGCUGCUGCAGCACGUGCAGGCCCGGCCGCCCGCCCCAUGACCGGGCUCCGGGCAGCCGUCGGUGCCACCGCUGCAGGUGGGCGCCAGCGCCAGCCCUUGUCCACAGCCUAGGACACGAACAAGAAGACUCUGACAGCAAGAAUGUAUUCCCUAAGGAAAAUGCGCAGCGUUGUGGGACGAUGUUUCAAACCCCGCAGUUUCUGAAACAAGGUUCUCCGAGUGGCUCUGUAUUUUAUGUCCUGUUUAUAAGUUCAUUGAAAGGUCAGCCAAAAGCCUACAGCUCAUUUGACAGUAAAACUAAAUGUCCACUGUGCACACUGCAGGCAGGCCCACGCUGGCCUGCUUCUACGCUCCUGCGCUGCUGGGCUGGAUUCCUGCUCCAUCUGCUUCAGUGCCACCACGGACGUUCCUCACCAUUAAAAAAAGCCAAAGGGACUUAAAGUUCUCAUUCUUUCUUUGGCUUCUGUCUGUUGACACUUUAGUGAACAGACUUAAAGGAAUUUGAAAUCUUAAGAACUAUUAGUGAAAUUUUUCCCGUUCAAAAUAUACUGGAACUUAAAAUGUUUUAUGGACCAAUUCAGUCAGUAUCUUUUCUUAGGUCAGUAACGCUAACAGUGUUGAAAACGGAAGAUUUAAUCAGAUUCUCGUUGCUCUCAGUAGCAGGAAUGUAAAUUGUACUUUAUUCUCCAGCACUUUCUACACCCAAGUGCCUAAAAGAUUUCAUUUAAAGUGGUUAUUAUUUCCAUAAGCCAAAUGCUGUGUUUUCUAACAAAUAUUAACAUUUAUGCUUUGGUGUUUGACUUAAUUAAAAAUAUUUAUUAUAAUUGUUUCGUAUGCCUGUCUUUAUGUGUUUUGAUAAUUAGUUGAAAUUUUUAGAAACCGUUCGUUUUUUUCCUUAGAUUUAACCUCACAGGAAAGGCCGCCUGGAGAAUCCUGGGCCUGUGGAGGGAAAGGGGUGGUCACCGCUCGCUGCAGUGCCCGCUCUGGACACCAGGUGGCAGGAGCUCCCGCGAGAUGGCAGGCCAUCAACAAGGCUGCCCUGGGCUCGGGGAGAGGCUGGGUGUUGGGAUGGGGGACCACGGCCUGCAGAAGGGGUGUGAUCUGUGCACACAGCCAAGGCCCCAUGGGGAUGCGUCUCUGGCUCCACUGACAUCGCCCAUCUGUGCCCCCUUCUGAGCCGUUUCUAUGAUUGAUGGCUGCAGGAAUGGAGGAGGCCCUCUGGGAUGGACUUGCUCAGGUAUUAGUUCCCAAACUGCCCUUUGCCUUCGGUAUCCUCUGCCUUUUCCUUCCUCCGAGUCACAUGGAAACUGCUAGAAAUGCCAGUUCUUGGGCCUCAGCCCAG
Eptesicus fuscus (big brown bat) is the source of this 3901-nucleotide messenger RNA. It is a transcript of the gene DNAAF5, whose product is annotated as dynein axonemal assembly factor 5. The coding region runs from base 20 to 2599 and encodes 859 amino acids. Gene Ontology annotation, molecular function: dynein intermediate chain binding. Lineage: Eukaryota; Metazoa; Chordata; Mammalia; Chiroptera; Vespertilionidae. Gene Ontology annotation, cellular component: cytoplasm. Gene Ontology annotation, biological process: cilium movement; outer dynein arm assembly; inner dynein arm assembly. The record is from RefSeq and is a predicted model, not a curated record. The transcript is spliced from 13 exons.